AUGACAACUUCGCGUCUCUCGCCGCCGCCUGCACCUACGCCCCAGCGGCAGCCUGUUUCGGCCUGCAUGUCUGCCCGGCUUCGAUUUGUCUCGUUGGAAUUCACUGUCUGCACCACGCAUCUGGUCGAUUCUCCGCCUGCACCAUGCGAGGUUUGUCACUACCCUCGCACGGGUUCGGAGCCAAUCAACGCAACUCCUCCCGCCGGUUGGUUAAAUCGGCGGACACAGUCCAGACCGCUGCGUAAACAAUCCUCCACGACAAUUUUGCAGCGCGACCUUCGACGAAACACGGCUUGUCGGUCUCGUGGACGCCGCCUCCGUGGCGCCGGACGCAUCCUCGUCCAGUUGCCAACUUUCCUUAUUACAUCGUCCGGAAUAAACUUUCCUUUCAAAUGGCGUCCCACUUCUCCAUACACGUUGGGAUAUGGCCUAAAUUGCUAGCGCACUGGGCACUGACUCACCGCCUAGCCGCUACAAGAGAACAUCCCAGUCUAUUUGCAAUUUCUCAGCGUCCACUUGACAAAAGUUCCUCUGUCAUAUAUUUGGUAUCGUCUCGUUUGUUACAUACGAUGCAGAGCAUAGUUCGUACUCCCAUAUGUAUUGCAUGAUCUCUUCGACCGAACGGAGGUAAGCAGUAUACGUCGUCUAUACUAUCUGGGUCGUUAAUAAAGACAAUUUAAAUGUUGCUCUCAGAGCACUCUGGUUUGAGAGAGAAUAUCCUGUGCGAGAAGAGCUUUAAGUGAUCGAUUCAGAAGGCGGCGAUCGAAAGUAUACUUCAAGCAUUUUGCAUGCAUAUCGUUCAAUUGAACGCAGGGCGUAUUAAAGUCCCCCUUACGAACAACGUCCAAUCGACUGCUGAUCUCUUUUAUAUACCCUAGUAAACAAGUAUCUGCGCCAGGCCCCGUCCGUGGUGACCGGCACGGAGCUACAAAUUCGAGGUGCUACAAAGCCCGUGUCUUUAUGGUCUGCCAAAUGGCCUCUGUGUCGUCGGCAAACUUGUCGGUCCUCUCACACACUGUUAAGUUGCUUUUUGGAUACAGGGCGAAUCCUCCGCCCUCACUCUUUCUCCUGUCCUUCCUUAACAGUCAUCAUUCUGAUUUUGCUGCCUCGUAAUCAUUGGAGCUCUGUGACAGCCACGUCUCUGUUGUUACUAUGACAUCUGGAGACGUGUCCGAUACUUGUACUCUCAGUUCAACGAGCUUGAAAAACAGACACUGUGCGUCGGUUUACACGAGUUUAAGUUUACAACAUUCGACGACGCAUAGUUUGGUUUGUCUCCAGCUGUCCAGUACUACGUUGUCGUCGAUAUCAUGAGCACUGGCUGGUUCCAGUGCAACACUGCGUUCCUCUGUAUCACUCGCCCCCUGAAUUAGGUCAGAUGAUUUCCUCCAGCUGCAAGUCUCCCCUUCCGUUAAUUCAUUAAUUUGCGGCAUCUUAGACGUUUAGCCCGUAUGAAAACCAGCUGAAAAAGCCUCCAUGAGAUAAUUUUGGGACCUUUUUUCCUGGGCAGAAGCAAAUCAGCCUCUUCUUUACCAUCCAAAACAAUUCUAAAAGUCUUUGGUCGCAGAGUUUCUGAUGGUUCGCUUACCUUUUUUCCGAUUGUGAAGGCUGCUCAAAUGAAUACAUUUUCACUCGAAUUAAGCAUAUUGUCCAGCAGGUAUUGAAACCCAUAAAGGUCAGCAGAAAUCCUCUCCUUAGGACUAGGAGUAUUUGACUCCGAUAAGCCGUGGGCCACUACACAAUGCCGACAAUCAGGGAGUUUCUUGAUCUGGUUUCGGCCUCAUUGUCGGCUGAAGGUCCCGAAAGACCUAUCGGAGUCGAUCUGGGCUUCAUUCUUCUGUUGUCUUGUUUAACGAGUCCACCUUGUCACGAGUUAUUUCUUAACUAACAGCUAAAGACUCGACUGAACACACUGAAUGCCCGUAAGAUGUUCAGUUCAGUUUUUUGGCGGAAUUAGGCGUGAGCCUCUGAGUAUCCUACGUACAACGUAAAACUAGUCAUGGUUUACAGAGAGAAUACCUGGGCUGAAAGAAUUCAAACGAGCCUAUAAUAGCAUGACGAAAUGGGAAUGAUUCAUAGGGGAGGAGCUCGAUCUCUCAUCGCUCUUGGUCAUUUUGGAACAGAAGUAUGUCAGGGUUCUUUUUAAAACUUUGAAUCAACGGCUACAUUACAACAACUGCAGGAAAUGCAUUUCAUGGUUUGUCCAAUGUGACAGAGACGGAGAGCUUCCGCUCAUCCACCCCUGCCUGCUGAAUGCACAGUUUUAACGGGUGACUUCGGAGGUUGAACAUAGUAGGGAGUUUAAAAGUCCUCAGAUAUCGGGAUGUAGUACGGCUUCCUCACUAUACGGAAUACUUGCAAUAGGUCCCCGCGAAGUUGUCUAUAUCUCAAGGAAAGAGGUUUAGACUUGUCAGGAAAGAAGCUUGGACUCCAGCCAUCUUCGUGGCUCUCUUCAGAACUCUUUUUAGGCAGUUAUGACGUUGAACCGCUGCACUACCCAAAAGGCGGUCUCUCGUGAUGGCGGAUCGGGCUGUGUUGCUCUGUCGAAGUAUGCAACACUUGAGAACGUUGGACCGCAGGAGCCAACUUUUUGACCACUUCUCCAACCGAUUAAGGUUCAUCUACAGUCUGUUUUCGCCAGCGGAGCCCCGAAUUACACUCCAUACCUUCUUGUUGUUGGCAAACAUUGCAGUUUCGCAAUCCUAAGCUUCUGUUCAAUCGUCUACGAGCAUUAGGAACAAAAUCAGUCCCAGCACUGAACUCUUGGAGAACGCCACUCUCGACCACAGCAGGAUCUUAUUUUCCUAAGCCGAUGCACUCAACCCGCUGUCAACCGAUCUCAGAAACACACACAAACAGGUUUUUUUUCAACCGGACUAUUUACCAGCGGAACGGUUGAAACGCCGGGAACUUGUCUUGGAGUUAAAAUCAAGACUGAAGGAUGGCGAACACAAUCUGGCUAUCUUCAAGGGGAAGGUAGUUCGGAAAUAUAUGCCGUUUCAGUGGAACCAGCCUGUAAUACUACGAACGACGACAGAUACUCAGCUAAAACAGACACCUUCGUUGAACCACCUGAUCAAGGCGCCAACACAAGUGAGCCCGUAGCGUCCAGUGAUCUGACUGAAACAAGGCAUGUAAAUGGAAUCAAUCAGGUAACGGAAGAGCCUAGAGAACACGACGUCCGCGAUAACGGAGUAAUGCUCACAGCAGUAACAAAUGCAACGGGAAAUUCGGCUGGUGCUAAACUGAGGUGCUUGUACACGAAUGCCCAAAGCCUCAUAUCGAAACUAGACGAACUAAAACUUUGCCUUGCCGGGCUGUCUCCAGAUGUUUUAGCAGUAACUGAGACCUAGCUGUCCGGGAAUAUUAGCGAUAACGAAGUAGCCUUGCCUGGAUACCAAAUUUAUCGGAGAGACAGGGAACAUCGUCAGGGUGGUGGUAUCGUUGUGUAUGUGAAUGACGGUCUGGCAGUGUCGGAUAACACCACCAAGUUUGCGUGCAGUACGGAAGCUAUCUGGUUGACCAUCAAGGCUAUCAGCUCCCCGUGUCUCGAUGUCCUCACUGUCUACCGACCACCUCGGACAGACAAUAUCGCCGACACUCAACUAUUGGAGCAGUUGGAGAAAUUUUCCAGUCGACCUAACAUCAUGAUCAUGGGCGACUUCAACGCACCAGGAACAAACUGGAAUACCCUCCAAACGUCAGGUCCAAAAUCGGCAUUCGAUUACCGCCUGUUGAGCAAAACAUUAAAUGCGUGCCUCACACAACAUGUAAUGUUCCCAACGAGAACACGUGAAGGACAAAGGGCAAACUGCCUGGAUCUGGUCUUUACGAAAACACCAGACAGCAUAGACGAGAUCGCCUCCAUGCCGCCCCUUGGCCGAAGUGACCACGUAGUGCUUAUGUGGGAUUAUUCGUUAUUCUCCAUUUCACAUACUCCAGACCACAAAAGGCGUCAUGUUUGGCGGGGCGACUUCAAUCAGAUGAGGGCAGACUUAUCCGGUCUUGACUGGGGCUCAUUGUUUACGGGAAGUGCCAACGAUGACUGGGAGCUGUUCAAGAAUGUCCUUCUGCAGCUCAUCAACAACCACUGCCCACUGACUAGUGUAAGACUGAACAAACGCCCUGGGUGGCUAAGUAGCAACCUCAAGAAAGAAAUCAACAGGAAGCACAAAUUGUGGAGAAAAUACUGCGUCACUAGACAAGCUGAAUGCUUCAACACCUACAAGAUAUAGAGGAACAAACUGAGGAAGCUAAUAAUGCAGACGCGGCGGGAAUUCGAGAAGAACUUGCUACAAAAAGCAACACAGAAUCCAAAAUUGCUCUACAGCUACUUCCGACGAACUACAAGUAACAGGCAUCAAAUCCCCUUGAUAAAGACUACUGAUGGCGUUGAGAUCGCUGAUAGUAGGGAUAAAGCUGCGUAUUUUUCACGGUUUUUCCAAUCAGUCUACACAAACGAGGCAAGGUUCCUUCCUCCUUCCACAGAGGAACUGCCGACUCCAAGCGUCAGUGAUAUACUCUUCUCAGAAGGCAGUGUCCGAAGAGAAUUAGAGGCAUUGAACGAAUCGAAGUCGCCAGGACCAGACGAGAUUCCACCCAAGCUUCUGAAGGAACUUGCCAGUGAGCUCUCUGUGCCUUUGUCGAUGCUCUUUCAAACGUCAAUUGACACUGGAACACUUCCUGUCGAUUGGAAGCUGGCGCAUAUUACUCCGCUACACAAAGGAGGUAACAGGGCAGCGAGGACAAAUUACCGCCCAUAAGCUUGACAUGCAUUCUCUGCAAAGUUAUGGAAAGGAUCAUAAAGACUGAACUGAUGCAAUGCCUGGAAGUUCACGGCCUGCUAUCGAAAUGCCAACAUGGGUUCCGAAAAGGAAGAUCCUGCACGACAAACCUGCUGCAAUCUCUCCAGAGCUGGACCCGAGCUCUCGACGACAGGCACGCGGUCCACAUAGCCUUCAUCGACUUCCAGGAGGCUUUCGACACUGUGCCACACCAAAGGCUCUUACAUAAGCUGAACCAGAUAGGGAUCGGUGGCAACUUCCUUAAAUGGAUCGAAAACUUCCUUGAGGGUCGACACCAGAUUGUGUGCGUCGGUCUCGGAAAAUCAGAUCCGGCUAUGGUCGAUAGUGGUGUCCCCAAGGGUUCAGUUCUGGGACCCAUUUUGUUCCUUGUCUACGUGGACGAUGCCGCAAGAGAUUUAGACUGUGAAGUAGCAAUGUUUGCGGAUGACAUGAAGAUACGGAAUGUAAUUCGGGGUCCUGCCGAUGAAGACAGACUGCAGAUGAACCUGAAUCGGUUGGAGGAGUGGUCAAACCGUUGGCUCCUGCGGUUCAACGUUGCCAAAUGUAGCAUACUUCGCCUAGGCAACACAGCCAGAUCCGCCAGCAUAAGAGGCUUCUUUCUGGGCGGUGCAGCCCUACAAGAGGUCGAACCCCAAAAGGACCUCGGUGUGCUUACGACGAGUUCCCUAAAACCAUCCGCCCACUGUUCGAGAGUGGCAAAAAGCGCAAUGUCCGUACUGUACGCCAUCAAGCGUGCGUUUAUGGACUUUGACGAAGAAGCUUUCUCUAAGACAUUCGGAACAUUCGUCCGGCCGCAUUUAGAGUACGGCAUACAAGCUUGGAGGCCGUGGGCUGUUGUGGAUCAAAACUGCCUCGAAAAAGUCCAGAGGAGAGCCACGAAGAUGGUUAGGGGUCAAAGCUCCUUUCAUUAUGCAACACGCCUAGUAAAUCUGAACCUCUUUCCUUUGAGUUACAGGCAACUUCGCGGGGAUCUCUUGCAAGCCUUCCGCAUUGUAAAGGGGUUGGAUUGCAGUCUGGCCUUCGAGGACUUUUUCGAAUUUGCUACCACGACCAACCUCCGAGGUCACCCGUUAAAACUGUGCACUCAGCAGGCACGGCUGGAUGUGCGGAAGUUCUCCUUCUCGGUUCGGGUGGUCAAACCAUGGAAUGAGCUUCCCGCAGAUGUUGUGAUGUCACCAUCUAUACAAAGUUUUAAGAAGAAUCUGGACAUAUUUAUGUUCCGAAAUGACCAAGAGCGAUGA
This is a messenger RNA of Spirometra erinaceieuropaei, 6046 nucleotides long. The record is from the annotation of a GenBank genome assembly. Lineage: Eukaryota; Metazoa; Platyhelminthes; Cestoda; Diphyllobothriidea; Diphyllobothriidae.